AUUCUAAUGGAAUUUUAAGAAAACAGAAAAAUAAAGGUCCCAAUUAUAGAUGUCAAGUCACUAUGUGACUGCAGGUAGAAUGUAUGCUAUGUGGAAAAUUCUAAACUAAGAGAAACCUAUGGGAAAAUAAAGAUGUACAUUUUAAUGAAUAUGUCAGCAUACUGAAUUAAAGGACAUCAAUGCAAGCCUGAAGAAAAAGUAAUCGCUUCCUUUUAAGCCAUGGCAUAUCAGUUAUACAGAAAUACAACUUUGGGGAACAGUCUUCAAGAGAGCCUUGAUGAGCUCAUACAGUCUCAACAGAUCACCCCCCAGCUUGCCCUUCAAGUUCUACUUCAGUUUGAUAAAGCUAUAAAUUCAGCAUUGGCUCAGAGAGUCAGGAACAGAGUCAAUUUCAGGGGCUCUCUAAAUACAUACAGAUUCUGCGAUAAUGUUUGGACUUUUGUAUUGAAUGAUGUUGAAUUCAGAGAGGUGACAGAACUUAUUAAAGUGGAUAAAGUGAAAAUUGUAGCCUGUGAUGGUAAAAAUACCGGUUCCAAUACCACGGAAUGAGUAGAGAAAUUGGGCUUUUUUAUGCCACCUUCUAUUAUUUUCAUCACUUUUUGAAGAGAAACAUAGAAGAGACUUUUUUUAUUUAUUCUCACGGUGCAGAAAUAACAACACUGUGCUAUAUAUACUUACCCAAGGGUUCCACAGAGAGAAGCAUGUGACUCUGUUCUCUUAAAUGACCUUUAGUACACAGCAUAAAGAAAUGUAACUUUUUUUUAAUGACAAAUCAAAAGCGGUUGCCUUCCUAAGCAUAUUCUUCAAUAAAACUCGUUUUAAAACUU
This is a messenger RNA of Rattus rattus (black rat), 827 nucleotides long. It is a transcript of the gene Gtf2a2, whose product is annotated as general transcription factor IIA subunit 2. Gene Ontology annotation, cellular component: transcription factor TFIIA complex. The record is from RefSeq and is a predicted model, not a curated record. Gene Ontology annotation, biological process: RNA polymerase II preinitiation complex assembly; transcription initiation at RNA polymerase II promoter. Gene Ontology annotation, molecular function: TBP-class protein binding; RNA polymerase II general transcription initiation factor activity. Bases 220 to 549 code for a protein of 109 amino acids. Lineage: Eukaryota; Metazoa; Chordata; Mammalia; Rodentia; Muridae. The transcript has 5 exons.